AUGCAUCUUGUUACAUCUUCUAGAGAUGAGAGGACAAUUUCUCGUGCAAUUGAACUAAACGAAGAACUUCAGAAAGUUCGUGUAAGAUAUGGUGACCUUGUUCCUGAUAGAAAUACAACAACAACUGCUAAUGAACAGGUUCCAAAAGUUCUUCCAGAACACGAUGAUGUUGUAUCCGACAGUGCUACAACAAUUGUUGCUACUCAUUUCAACCUUCAAGGAUCAGAGGAGGAAGAAGAGCCCUAA
Messenger RNA from Lathyrus sativus (Indian pea), 246 nucleotides. The record is from the annotation of a GenBank genome assembly. NCBI's taxonomy places the organism in Eukaryota, Viridiplantae, Streptophyta, Magnoliopsida, Fabales, Fabaceae.